AUGGGAGGAAUGGAAUACUGGGGUUUAUUACCCGCCAGUGGAGGCAAUGAGGAGGGCCAAGUGGAUGUUGGAGGGACCUGCAUUGCGCUAAUCCUCUUUUACAGACACUGGCCCCUGGCUGCUGGCUCCGGCCUCCUCUUGGCACCCUCUCGACCCUCCACUUCUCAACCCUCCAAUAGCCCCCCCUCUCCUCCUCGAGACAACGACAACCUGAAGCACUCCUGGACCUGGAUCGCUGUAGGCCAGCCCUGGCUCACGACAUUCACUGCACGAUCCGUCAGUGCCAAUACGAAGACCGAGACCAAUGAAUUGUCCAGUGAAUCAGCCCAGGGACAGAGAAGAACCAGACUCCUCGAGCACAGCCCAGUAACGCUCUACUCGACGAGCUCCCUCCUCCCAAACCUGGAACGGCCACGAUACACCAGCACACAACGCCACUCUGCGAGUCAAGCAAGGCCAGCUUCAGGGUCUCCCAAGGAAUGCUCAGUGCUGAGUGCUGAUGCAGCAAGCGCCAGAUACACGGUUCUCCGCUCUAGUGACCACUCGGGUGCAGCAAGCCGCAUCUUCACCCUCCCUGCUGAAAUCCCCUUCACCACAUCUGCAGAUCCUCGAACUCUGGCCAUACGUUCAUGUCUUCCUACAGUCGUCGAGUCCGUCACCACCUCCGCAACAGUCGACAUGGAGCCUGUGCCUGAGAUGGAAAGCCUGGAGCAGUUCCGGUCAUCUCCAGUUCCAUCACUUCGGCUCCAGAGCCCUCCUACUCUCCAUUCUCUUGAUACUGAACCACUGAAGAAACCCCCUACAAUCCGCCGCUCCACCGAUCCCAACCCUUCGUCGCCGAACUCUCCCACCUGGGGCGUAUCGCCAGCGAUGCCUUAUCGUCCUCGAACAACUUCACCGCUAUCGGGCUUUCAUCAGAGGUCGAGGUCGGCCGUCUCUCUUGCUCCACAAAUGUCCCGCGCCCAGUCCCUACCUGGCGUAAGCGGCUCAGGGCACAUCCUCUAUACUCCACAGCUGCGUCCUUCGAGCCCGUCUGGGUCUCCUAGUCGUGUUCGAGUCGCUCGCAAGCCUGUCGACGAAGCUUUCCCGACCUCUCCUGUUCGCUCUUCCGUCUUGGACCACGAUCGUACACUGCCAGAACGGAGCCUAUCCCCCGUUCUCGGUAGUGUUUCAUCAUCCUCAGCGACUUCGAUGGCCAGUGCUGCCAGCCGAUACCGGCGGCCCUCCUCGCCACUCCGUUACAAUGGGCAUUCGGCCACUACCUCCGUGCCCAUGCUUCCAUCCACGCCGUCAUCCUCCUCUUCCUCCCCCUUGGGUCGGGCCUACGAGAUUUCGCAUAAUAGCUAUAGCACGCUCACGCCAUUUCCAUCUUCGUCCGUCCCUUCUACACCCACGUCCACUCGAUCGAGGAGCCCCAGCAUCUCGAGCCUAGAGACAAUUCCCGACUCGCCAGACGCUGAAGAAGCCGCCAUGGAAGCCGAGAGGAUUGCACAGCUGAAGGCUGAUGCUGAAGCUGCCGAAGAAGGCUCCGACACGGCCGAUGGCAAGGGACGGAGCAGUCUUGAUGUACCAACACGUGGCAGGACGCUUGGUUUUGGAUCUCGUGACAAGAGGAAGCGCUGGAGCGUUUGUGGUGCAGAGAGGAGAGGCGAUCUCGAUCUGGAAACGAUUUGGGAGGAUUAG
Molecule: messenger RNA, 1683 nt
Organism: Verticillium dahliae VdLs.17
Lineage: Eukaryota; Fungi; Ascomycota; Sordariomycetes; Glomerellales; Plectosphaerellaceae
Exons: 2
Coding region: 1-1683 (560 amino acids)
Source: RefSeq, a predicted model, not a curated record